CACACAUUCACGGCCAAGGCCGGGCUGACGGCACAAGAGCCCGUUAUUUCCAGCACUGAGCAGGGUUCUCAUUCUGGAUUAGAUCCAUCUGCUCAUCUUGCACAUGGGUGUGAAGCCCUGCUCAAUAGCGCCCUAAACUAACGCGAAGCUCAGGCACACUAUCAAAUCCGACUAUGGGUCACCCACGCCCAACGGCCCACGCCCGCGAGAGGAUGAGAAGAGAGAGUGAGAGAGAUGGGGGAAAGGCAGGGUAGGGGAUGAAUGAAUGGACCAGGCGCAGUCGGUCGUUUCUUGCAUAUAAACACCAUCCUCCGACCUACAUGGGCAUGCUUUCCUUCCCACUUCUCUUCUUGUCACUCUCUCUUAUUACAGUCUUCGCGGAAUAUAAGUGACUCUUCAGAGUUCCACCGCAGUCCAUUCGUUCAUUACUGAAUCUGUACAUUCUUUCCAACAUAAUGAAGAGCGUCGUCUAUAUGGCCAUGGCCUUUGGCCUGGCUUCUGCCACCAUCUCCCCCCGCUACGAAAACACUCCCGCGGAGACAUGCGAGUGUGAUACCGAUGAUCUUUGCUACCAGGCUGUCCACGCUCUCGGUGCCACAUUCUGCGACCACAUCCAGAGCUGCGAGCUCCCCUCAGCUUGUGCUGACCGUCAGACUCUUGAGGAGGCUUGCACUUGCACUCUCCCCACUACCACCACUGCUGCUGUCGUCUCUACCACUGAGACUGCUAGCACCGAGGCUGGUACUGCCACAACCGAGACUGCUAGCACCGAGGCUGGUACUGCCACAACCGAGACUGCUAGCACCGAGGCUGGUACUGCCACAACCGAGACUGCUACUACUGAGGCCGGUACUGCUACUACUGAGACCGCGACCACUGAGGCUGCUUCCACCACCACUGCCCCUGCUGAGUCCAACACCACCACUGAGGAGGACUGCGACUCUACCACUGAGGAGCUCUCCACUGGCACUGAGACUGCUACUGCUCCUACCGGUACUGAGACCGCCCCUACUGGUACCGAGACUGAGACUGCUCCUGUCAACACUGACACCAAGACUGAGACUGCUCCUACUGGCACUGAGACUGCUCCUGUCAACACUGACACCAAGACCGAGACCGCUCCCACCGGUACUGAGACUGCUCCCGUCAACACUGACACCAAGACUGAAACUGCUCCUACUGGCACUGAGACUGCUCCUACUGCUCCCGUCAACACCAAGACCAAGACUGAGGGUGUUUCCACCACUGAGGGAUCCCACGGUACCCAGACCACUGAGGCUACCGUUCCUUACACUACCAAGACUGUUUACACCACUGCUGUCCACACCUACUCUAAGUGCCCUGACUACGUCAAGGACUGCCCUUACGGAACUCACGGCCCUUACACCGUCACUGAGACCGUUGCUGUUUCCACCACUGUCUGCCCUGUGACUGAGGAGCACCCCAAGCCUACUGGUUACACCACCAAGACCAUCUACUCUACUGAGGUUUACACCAUCUCCAAGUGCCCUCCUUCCGUCAAGGACUGCCCUUACGGUUCCGUCACCACCAAGAGCUACCCCGUCUCUACCACCGUCUGCCCCAUCACCGAGGAGCACUCCAAGCCUACUGGUUACGCUCCUCCUGAGUACACCACCAAGACUGUCUACUCCACCAAGGUCUACACUGUCACCAAGUGCGGCCCUGAGGUCAAGGACUGCCCUUACGGUUCCGUCACCACUGAGACUGUCCCUGUCUCUACCACCGUCUGCCCUGUCACUGAGGAGCACCCCGCCAAGCCCACUGGCUAUGCUCCUCCUGCCCACAGCACUCUCUACACCACCAAGACUGCCUACCUCACCAAGGUCUACACCGUUACUCAGUGUGGUCCUGAGGUUCCCAACUGCCCUUACGGCUCUGUCACCACUGAGACCGUCCAGCAGACCACUGUCUACGCCACCGGUACCAAGGAGAUUCCUUCUUACCCUACCGUUGUCGUUCCCAAGCCUGAGCAGCCUGAGCACCCCGCCCAGCCCGAGCAUCCCGCUCAGCCUGAGUACCCUGCUCCUAAGCCUGAGCAGCCCGAGACUCCUGCCCAGCCUGAGCACCCCGCCAAGCCUGAGCAGCCCGAGACUCCUGCUAAGCCUGAGCACCCUGCUUACCCUGCUCCUCCUGCUAAGACUGAGACCUACAAGGCUCCUGAGCCCAGCCAGCCUUCUGCCACUCUUCCCUACCACGCCCCCACUGGCACUGCCCCCGCUGUCGAGGUCACUGCCGGUGCUUCUCGCUUCGGUGUCGAGAUGGCCGUCGCUGCCGCCGGUAUCUUUGCCGUUCUUCUGUAAAUGCAUCAUGGAACAUAAAACUUUCCCUUUGCUGUUUAUUUAUUACAAACAUAAUAAGCUUCACUAUGUACAUAGUAUGAUUUAGACGAUCUUGGCUCGGCCAAGUAGUGGUAGAAAGAAUGGUUACGAUUUUUGGAUAAUAUUGUGUAAUUUUGCUGUUGAAGAUACCAUAUCAUCAAUUAUAGACA
Fusarium redolens is the source of this 2509-nucleotide messenger RNA. RefSeq lists its product as uncharacterized. The record is from RefSeq and is a predicted model, not a curated record. The transcript has 2 exons. Lineage: Eukaryota; Fungi; Ascomycota; Sordariomycetes; Hypocreales; Nectriaceae. Bases 456 to 2321 code for a protein of 621 amino acids.